Clupea harengus (Atlantic herring) is the source of this 1816-nucleotide messenger RNA. It is a transcript of the gene mrs2, whose product is annotated as magnesium transporter MRS2. The transcript has 12 exons. Gene Ontology annotation, cellular component: mitochondrial inner membrane. The coding region runs from base 1 to 1182 and encodes 393 amino acids. Gene Ontology annotation, molecular function: magnesium ion transmembrane transporter activity. Lineage: Eukaryota; Metazoa; Chordata; Actinopteri; Clupeiformes; Clupeidae. The record is from RefSeq and is a predicted model, not a curated record. Gene Ontology annotation, biological process: mitochondrial magnesium ion transmembrane transport.
AUGGACGUGUCCCAGCAAAACAACGACGAGAAGUCAUGGGGUCAUAUACACAGACAUUUAACAUUGUUACAGAAGUCACGUUUCAACUCUGUGUCGUGUCGCUCUAAAGUGUCAGAGGCUUCCCUAUCCAGUGUUGCUCCCGUUUUUGUUGUGAUGAGAUUUGAAAAAAAUGGGAACGUCACCUCCUCCGAGAAGAAGAAGACGGAGCUGUAUCAGGAACUGGGUUUACAGGCCCGAGACCUGAGGUUCCAGCACCAGACUAGCAUCACCACACGCAACAACAUCAUCAUCCUGCAGAUGGAGUCUCUGAAGGCCAUAGUGACGCCUGAAUGCCUGCUGGUGUUGGACUUCAGAGGCUUCGGGCUGGAUAAGUGGCUGGUGCUGGAGCUGGGCCCACAGCUGGCAGGAGAAGGGACUCUGGUGACCUACUCCUUACCCUUCGAGUUCAGAGCUCUGGAGGCCCUCUUGCAGCACAGGGUGAACACUCUGCAGGCCAGGCUGAACGAGAUGCACCCUCAGAUCAUGGACUCUCUUGAAUCUCUGGUGGAUCCAAAAAUCUUGUCUGCAGACCGCAGUAAGCUGCACAUGCUUCUGCUCAAUAGCAAGGGUCUUUCAGAGUUGGAAACCGACGUCAAAGUGUUCAAGGAAAGCCUGCUAAAGAUCCUGGAUGAAGAUGAGCUCAUCGAAGAGAUGUGUCUGACCAAAUGGACAGACCCCCGUGUGUUUGAAGAGAGCAGCCUGGGCAUUGACCACGCAGAAGAGAUGGAACUGCUGUUGGAGAACUACUUACUGCAGGCGGAGGAGCUGGGCAACAACACUCGGGAGCUGAAAGGCCUGAUUGAUGACUCAGAGAGCGUCAUCUUCAUUAACCUGGACAGUCACCGAAAUGUGAUGAUGCGGCUGAACCUGCAGCUGACGAUGGGCACCUUCUCCCUGUCCCUGUUUGGCCUGAUCGGGGUUGCCUUUGGGAUGAACUUGGAGUCCAACUUAGAAGAGGACCCACGCGUGUUCUGGCUGGUGACGGGUAUCAUGUUCCUGGGCAGUGGGCUGAUCUGGAGGCGGCUCCUCUCCUUCCUGGGGCGACACUUGGAGCCGUCCUCUCCACCCCCUAUCCCCCCAGUAUGGAAAAAGGGCCACAUCGCCUCCGCCAGAGGGACAGACAUCAAAGGAGGAGUCAGAUGAUGAUGAUGAUGAUGAUGAUACUGAUGAUGAUGAUGAUGAUGAAAGCACAAACCAAAUACUGGUGGAUUGGUGAAUCAUGCUGAGGAGUAAAGAUGAGGCAAAAGAAGAAACAGACUGUUUUUCAUUCAUGUUAUUGAAGUUCAGAUGUUGAGCAGAAGCAGACUGUUUUUCAUUCAGAUGUUGAACUUGCAUUUGAAAUGUUAAUUUCACAAUGCAAGUUUGUGGUGUGAGUUUUUGUAUUUCUUCCUGUAAUCAUACAGUUCAUGUCAUACACCCUGUUGCUGUUUCCUCAUCCUGAAGAGUUGAUGCAGAGCAGUGCAGAGGUGUAGGAAUAGACUUUGCCAAAUUGUAUUGUUUAAUCACAGUGACAGACCACUGGAUAUUGUGAUAAAUAUAGAUGCCUCUUUAUAACAUUACAUCAAGAUAGGAGGACCUAACAUUGCCUUUGUGCUCAUAUGCUUAAGACAUACAAUUCCUGCACUUUCAUUUUUUUUCUGUAUGCAUAAGUGUAAGAUGGUGUUUUAAAAACGUGUUUUAGCUGUUUUAUAACCACCAGAACGAGAGACUGUGAUCAUGUUAUCCCACUAAUCAUAUUUUGGACUGUUGUAUCAUACAAUAAAACGUACGUCACAUA